Molecule: messenger RNA, 717 nt
Organism: Candidula unifasciata
Lineage: Eukaryota; Metazoa; Mollusca; Gastropoda; Stylommatophora; Geomitridae
Source: the annotation of a GenBank genome assembly
AUGCCGGUGAGAAGGUUCCACAAGGCUCAUGGACAGAACAUCCGGCUACUGCAGGGGAACACCGUGGCUCACAGGGAGGUCAGUUUUGCUCAUGCGCUGGUGUUCAGCGAGAAACCUCUGCAGCCAGGGGAAAUAUUUCUGGUGGAGAUAGAGAAGACCGAGCGGGGAUGGAGUGGGCACAUGAGGAUCGGCUUAACAGAGGUGGAUCCAGCCAAGCAGGAGAACGGUUUACCACAGUAUGCUCUGCCAGACCUUGGCCAGUUUGGAAGGUGUUGGGUGUCUGCAGUGACGAAGUCACGGAAUAGGCUGCAGUACCAUCAAAGUCCCGAAAGGGCACACUCAUCUCUGAAAGCUCCAUACAAGUCAGUUCUGGGCAACAGUGAGGUUAUCAGCACUUCUUGCGGUCGUGUAAGACGUUCAAUGCUGCAGCCUUCAUAUUCGCUGUUUCGCUCAGCCUUCAUGAAUGGUUCCAGUGAUCAGGCUUCGUUUGAUGGUGAUGAGCCAUCACUGAAAGCUGCCAAGAAACUCAUCCUGGCCACGGACGUAGGGUCACGUAUCGGGGUCAUGUACUGUCCAGACGAGACUGGUUACUAUGCUCGUAUGCAUUUUAUCAUCAAUGGGGAGGACCAGGGACCAAGUGAUGACCGGAUCCCGCUGACCGAUGGCUGUGCUUCGCUGUUUGCUGUACUCUUAUGUACAGUUAGAAAAUUUUCACUC